GCAACGGCGGAGCGGUGGAGGCGGCGGUGCGGUGGUACGAAAGAUACGGAAAAAGAGAGGGAGCAGCAGAGCACGGACUCACCGAAAGUAUUUGGACCCACGGAGGCUCCUGAGAUCCCGGCUUCGCUAUUUUGCCGUACAGGUACGGCAUUUAUUGUAAUUGUGACUAAACGAGUGCAAUUUGACGAGGGACUGAAAAUGUGCGCACGUCGCUGUUGUUAUUGUGGAGCUGUCGCCGAUACUGCGUACAAAGCGGAUCCUCCGGCACAGCGGGAUCUCUUCAACGCACGCGGCUUCUGAUAUGUGACCUGUUGGAAGCUGAGAAGAAAGUGGUACUUGAUGGUUUUCAUUCCCCAGGAGUUUUUACAAAGACAGAUGGAAAGGCGGAUUCGAUUGAAAACUCUGAAUAACCAUAUCAUCUGCAAGAUAUGCAAGGGGUAUUUAAUUGACGCCACCACAGUGACCGAGUGCCUGCAUACAUUUUGCAAGAGCUGUCUGGUCAAGCACUUGGAAGACAAUAACACCUGCCCUACCUGUGAAAUUGUGAUCCACCAAAGUUACCCGUUGCAAUAUAUCAGCUACGAUAGGACUAUGCAAGAUAUAGUUUACAAGCUGGUGCCAAACUUGCAGUACAACGAGAUCAAGCGGGAACGAGAUUUUUACAGGCGGAAAGGCCUGCCUUGUCCAAAAGUCCACACUCCUGGUAUGCUCAGUGAAAAAGAUGCUGGGUCUAAAGCGUCAUCCUCCAAAGAAGACGAGGCAGACUGUCACCGGUCGGACGAGCAAGUCAACAUCCUGCUGGAAUCAUCAGACAGCGUGCAGCUGAAACAGAUGCGACGUAAGUUCAUCCGGUGCUCCGCCCAGGCCACAAUCACGCACCUCAAGAAGUUCAUAGCAAAGAAGCUCUUCAACAACCUCGAAAAAUACAAGGAGGUUGAGAUCCUCUGUAAUCAAGAAAUCCUUGGGAAGGACCACACACUCAAGUUUGUCUACGUCACGAGGUGGAGGUUUAAGGAUCCCCCCUUGAAGCUGUACUAUAGGCCGAAGAUGGAAUUGUGACAACGAGAGCUGCAGCGUCGCUCUGAGUUGUCCACCUGUGCAAAGAUGUAAAACAGAACUCGACGACGGUAUUGUUCUUGCCUCAUGAGCGGUUUUCUCGCCAGGCUGUUUUGUUUUACCAUCCAAAGUUCCCCAUUCCGGCUUCUUGUGUGCGGGACUUAUUUAAGCGACUCCAAUGUACAUAGACCAUGAUCAUGAUUGUGCAUAAAGGGUCCUGCCAAGGGUAGCUGCUGUCACAGGGUCGAGCCACAAAAUUUGCUCGGGUGCUGGCUUCUCUGGGGGAAUUGAUCGCUGAUUAAUUGUAACUCUGUUGAUGGAGGGCAUCAGUUUCCUCAGGCUUCCAGAAAUCUUUAAUUUGGCCAUAAAUGGAAGGGGCAACUGAAAAAUUAUGCGAGUCAUUGUUGUGCUGGGGCAAUGCUGUGGAUUGGUUUUGGAGUGUUAAUAGCAUUUCCAUUCCAGUGGUAGAUUUGAAGGAUUCCCUACUCCAUCUCAUGGUUUACGCUGGUCAUUCUUCUGGCAGGAAGUAAGCGGAGGCACAUGGCUUUUAAAACCACUUUUGUUUCAUAAAUGUUCAUGCAAGCUGUGCUCUUACUCUUGCACCCUUGCCAGUGCCACAGAAUUUGUGAUGUGGGGCAUAACUGUUGUCCUUUUAUUUAUAUUCAAUUCUUCAAUUGUUAUUUCAGGUGCAGUUGGUAUAAAUGCCAAUUUGGGUCUCUUUCCUAAUGAAAGCGUAUGUUUUCUGCCAUGAUUGCAUUACCUGUAAAUGUCUUACGUGCAGUUUCUUCCCUGGUCAUGAAGACAUUAACACCUGUCACAUGAUUUUUAUUAAUUGAAUGGUUGCCACAGCAUAUACUGUAAGCUUAAAUUCUUCAGGCAAAUUUUUGUUGUGUAUACCACAAGCUUUUAAAUUGAAAGGCCACUUUACUGCAGUACUAUUGUACUCGCAGAAUUCUCCUGAGCCGAGUGUAGUGAUGGAGGGUGUGGCAACUUCUUAAAGUAGCUCUCCUGCUCUGAUUCACACAGCAGGCAUGUGCAUCUCCCACACCCUGGGGAAUGCCAUUCAGUUUUCAUUCUGCAUCUGUGAAUAUUGCAUGGUCAUGAUGUAGCAACUGUGCCUUUCCAAAGUCUCACAAGCAUGUUGACCAACAUCUCAAAAAGUACAAGCUCUGAAUUCUACUUCAUUGCAGGAAGCUGAUUUAAGGAGCACUUUGUGAAGCAGUGAAGUGUUGUGUCACAGGACAAGUUCUGGGUUUGCAUACUGUUGCCAGUUGCCUCUUUUUUGGCAAAGAAAUUUGAUGAGCUGUCAUUGAUUGUAAAUUUUUGUCUACAGUGAUAGCUCGCUUUAUUUUAAUUUCAAGUUUGGACAGAGUAGAACCUUGUUAGUAUUUGGAUUGUUAAGUGCAGUUGUAUUGGCUCAGAUUGAUGGACCCAUUUUAUUUGCCCCUUGGGACUUGCUCAAUAUUCUUUGUUGAAUCAAAGUGAGAACCACAUCAUUUAUCAUUUUAAUCUGGAGUGUCACCACUAAACAGUCGCCAAUCAUUUCCCAAAUCGCAAUUACCGUUGGUGCUGGUAACGGCUCACCAAAGGUUUUGCUUGGAGUUGUUGCACUAUAGUUGUGUUUCAUUUACCGAAAUUUUUAUGUAGAUUGUGUGAGUUUUUGUACUUGUACAAUAAACAUGGACAUUUCUUUUAAUUGCAUCACAGAA
This is a messenger RNA of Ixodes scapularis (black-legged tick), 2765 nucleotides long. RefSeq names its product polycomb group RING finger protein 3 (gene l(3)73Ah). Gene Ontology annotation, cellular component: PRC1 complex. The transcript has 9 exons. NCBI's taxonomy places the organism in Eukaryota, Metazoa, Arthropoda, Arachnida, Ixodida, Ixodidae. Gene Ontology annotation, biological process: regulation of transcription by RNA polymerase II. Bases 340 to 1059 code for a protein of 239 amino acids. The record is from RefSeq and is a predicted model, not a curated record.